AAAUUUUAAUUUUAGUUUGCUAUGUAGCAACUUUACCUUAUUAUAUUUGUCAAAAUUUUAAUGUGUUUUAAUUUUAAUUACAGCAUGACCAGCGAUGCUGCCAUCGCCAAGAGUGUGGACAAGUUCAGCAACAGUUUCUAUGAGCAGCUGCUCAAAUCGAAUGAGCAUGUCAAUCUAAUAUGCUCACCACUCAGCGUACAAAUCUGCGCCUCAAUGUUACGCAUGGGCGCCAUUGAUGGCAGCGCCACAGCCAAGCAGCUGGACAACGGACUUAAGCUAAGCAGUCGCUUGUUGGUGGAAAUAGCAAAUAAUUUUAAUGAUCUUGUAGCAUAUUAUGAACAAUAUAGCGUGCUGCAAAUGGCUAGCAAACUGUACUUGCACCAAGACUAUGAGCUGAGUAAGAGCUUUCAGGAUUUAUUAGCAAGCAAGUAUCGAUCGCCAGCAGAGCUGAUAGAUUUUGAGAAUGCUGAAGCAGCAGCUAGCAGCAUCAAUAGCUGGGUGCAGCAGAAGACCAACAAUUGCAUAAAGCAAUUAAUAAGUGCAGCUGCGCUUGGGGCAGAUACAACGCUGCUGCUGGUCAAUGCAAUACAUUUUAAGGCCAACUGGCGCAUACAGUUUGACAAGCUGGAGACCAGCAAGGAAUACUUUCAAUUGGACGCAGCUGGCAACAAGCGCUUGGUGAAGAUGAUGCAUGCCACCAAUUAUUUUGAAUAUGCGCUGCUUAAAAGUCUCAAAGCCAAAGCGCUGCGACUGCGCUAUACAAACUGUGCGCUUAGCAUGUUAAUUAUAUUACCCGAUCAAGCAGCGGGACUGCAUAAUCUGCAGCGUAAACUUGCCAGCACCUCACUGGAGAAUAUAACAAAGCAGCUGCGCAAGCUGCGCAUAGACGUUAAGCUGCCCAAGUUCAAAGCCGAGUUUGAGCAAGAGUUGUCGCCAAUUUUUCAGCAGCUGCAUAUGCAGCGACUGUUCAAUGCGCCCGAAUUCAAGCUAAUGAUAGAGCAGCAAACGCGCAUAGAUGUGUCCAAAAUUAUACACAAAGCGUACAUUGAGGUCAAUGAGCAGGGCAGCGAAGCAGCAGCUGCCACAGCGGCUGUGCUAAUGACACGCAGCUUGCCACAAGCGCCGUCGCCGCCGCCAGAGCCAGAGAUAUUUCAUGCCGAUCGGCCAUUCUAUUUUACCAUAUACGAUGAUAAGUACGGGCGUUUGUUUGUGGGCAAUCUUAAGUUGCCCGCUGAGGCCAGCAACUUGCCCGCAUGCGAAUGUGGCCAAGAUGUGUGUGAAUGCGAAAAUUAAUUUCAUAAUUUUUAUCUAACAAUUAAAGCUUAUCACAGU
Drosophila busckii is the source of this 1332-nucleotide messenger RNA. Its product is annotated as serine protease inhibitor 42Dd-like. The record is from RefSeq and is a predicted model, not a curated record. Gene Ontology annotation, molecular function: serine-type endopeptidase inhibitor activity. The transcript has a single exon. The coding region runs from base 61 to 1293 and encodes 410 amino acids. Lineage: Eukaryota; Metazoa; Arthropoda; Insecta; Diptera; Drosophilidae.